Hansenula ciferrii is the source of this 1683-nucleotide messenger RNA. RefSeq names its product Hexose transporter 2 (gene KHT6). Gene Ontology annotation, molecular function: carbohydrate:proton symporter activity. The record is from RefSeq and is a predicted model, not a curated record. NCBI's taxonomy places the organism in Eukaryota, Fungi, Ascomycota, Saccharomycetes, Phaffomycetales, Wickerhamomycetaceae. Gene Ontology annotation, cellular component: plasma membrane. Bases 1 to 1683 code for a protein of 560 amino acids. Gene Ontology annotation, biological process: transmembrane transport; carbohydrate transport. The transcript has a single exon.
AUGAGUUUUAAAAAAGAUGAUUUCCAUGAAUCUUCAAAAAGUAUAGAUAAUACACCAAAUUUAUCUUUUGAAAUUGAUAGAGAUCAAAAUCAAUAUGAACUGGAUGAUCUGGAUGCUUAUGAUUCCAAAAAAUCUGUUAAAAAACCAUUAAUCACUUCGGAUUCAAGUGAUUCUGAAAGUUCAAGAGAUGAUAAUAUCACCAAUGAUAAUACAAUUGCUACUGGGAUCCAAAACACUUCAGCGCUUAAACAAUUUUGGUAUUAUAAAAAAGUCAUUUGUCUAUGUGCUUUGAUUUCAUUAACAGGUUUCUUGUUUGGUUGGGAUACUGGUGUUAUUGGUGGUAUAAUUAAUAUGAAUUCUUUUAUAACUAAAUUAGGUCAUGAAAUAAUAAUAGAUCCUUUAGAUCCAUCUAAAACAAAAAUUAUAUUGGAAAGUUAUAAAACUGGUGCUAUUGUAUCAGGUUAUCAUAUUGGUUGUAUCACUGGUGGCUUUACAAUUGCUAAAUUAGCUGAUACUUUGGGUCGUCGUUAUCCAAUUUUAAUUUCAAUGGCAACAUAUAUCGUUGGGAUUUUGAUUCAAAUAUCUUCAAUUUAUACCGGUUGGUGGAUUCAAUUUGUAUUGGGGAGAUUUACCACUGGUUUAUGUAUUGGUAGUGUUGCUGUACUUUCACCAAUGUUAAUUUCUGAAACUGCUCCAACUGUUAUAAGAGGUAGUUGUGUUUGUCUUUAUGGAUUAAAUAUUUGUGGUGCUAUUUUUUGGGCAAGUAUCACCGUUUUCCAAUGUAAAGAACAUUAUCCAAUGACAAAUAUUGAAUGGAUAUUACCUUUAGCAUUGGGGAUACUGGCUGCUUCAAUUGCAAGUGUUGGUAUCUUAUUAACACCUGAAAGUCCAAGAUAUUUAAUUAGUCAAAAUGAUUAUAUUAAUGCAAGAAUUUCAUUACAAAAAAUUGGUGAUUCUGAUAUUGAAAAAACUCUUAAUUCUAUCCAAGAAAGUUUAUUAUUAGAUUCAAAUGCAAAUGAAUUACCAUUUACUGAGAUUUUUAAAAAAAGAUAUAUUAAAAGAGUUAUUAUUGGAGUUUUCAUGAUGGUUUUCCAACAAAUGAGUGGUAUUGAUUAUUUUUUCUAUUAUGGUACUGCAUUGUUCAAAUAUGCUGGUGUGGAAGAUUCUUAUUUCACUUCAAUUAUAUUAGCAUCAGUUAAUUUCUUGGUUACAAUUCCAGGUAUCUAUAUAAUUGAAAAAUUAGGUAGAAGAAAAGCAUUAUUAAUUGGUUCAGUUUUAUGUUUCAUUUCAUUAUUUAUUUAUUCUACAGUGGGGACUUUUAUGUUAGAUGCAAAUGCAUCAUCACCUGAAGUUAAUAAGACACCAGGUAUGAUUAUGGUUAUUUUCACAUGUUUAUUUAUUAUUUCAUUUUCUCCUUCAUGGGGUGCAUCUGCUGGUGUUUUCGUUAGUGAAUUAUAUCCAUUACAUAUCAAGAGUUCAGCGGUUGCGUUUGGUAUUGCUUUUAAUUGGGGUUCAAAUUUUUUCAUUGGUUUUUGUACACCAAUUAUAAGUGAACAAAUUGGUUAUGCUUAUGGUUAUGUUUUCACUGGGUUUAUGUUUAUUGGGUUUUGGUUUGUUUAUUAUAUGGUUCCAGAAACUCAGGGGAUUUCUUUAGAGCAAAUUAGUGCAUUAUUUGAGAAUUAA